Messenger RNA from Pelobates fuscus (common spadefoot toad), 1206 nucleotides. RefSeq names its product dispanin subfamily A member 2b-like. NCBI's taxonomy places the organism in Eukaryota, Metazoa, Chordata, Amphibia, Anura, Pelobatidae. The transcript is spliced from 2 exons. The record is from RefSeq and is a predicted model, not a curated record. Gene Ontology annotation, cellular component: plasma membrane. Bases 232 to 645 code for a protein of 137 amino acids.
AUGUCAUGUCUUUGUAUCAGGAGUGAAGUCCAGUGUAAUCCUACAACAAUUUUCAGUUCCCUUUGUUUGUGGGAAAAACUAAUGUUUAGUUUGUAAAACCAUAAAACCUUGUACUUUCCCAUCGUCAUAAGUAUCUAGUCUAUUUAUCCUAUAAAUACUUCACUUGCUAUUACAAAAGGACAACUCUUCACAUGAACGAAACAUUCAGAAAACCAUAAUCUUGGGUUAACCAUGAGGACCGAUGAAGAAAGCAUGACCCUUAAUACAUGUUUCAGUAAUUGCCCUUCCCAUGGAUCGCUCGAUUAUAGGACACUGAAGGAGAAUGAUGAGGUUACCAGUGAACAGACACCAGCUUCAAAGGAGACCAAGUCAUCUGCUGAUACCCCCAUAAGAGACCAUCUGAUGUGGUCCAUCUUUAACACUCUUUACUUGAAUACAUUUUGUCUUGGACUGGUUGCAGUUUUGUUCUCUGUUAAGUCACGAGAUCGGAAGAUAGCUGGUGAUCUGAAAGGGGCCAUAAGAUAUGGUUCAAUAGCACGGUCUAUCAACAUUAUUGCUACUGUGUUUAGCUUCAUCAUAAUCACCAUUGCCAUCAUCCUUGUCAUAAAAUUAGUUCUCAGUUUACAAUAUGCUCAUGUGGAGUGACGUCUAGAACUGGCCAUCAUAUAUUCUAUCUGCAGACAUAUAAUACAGAUAUAUCCAGAUCACCUUUAAAGCCCUGGACGUUAUAAUAAAAGGACUUUCUCUAAUAAACACUAAUUUGCUUUACAAAUAGAACAUGAUUACGUUUUGAUCAAACUUCUACCCAAAAGCAGUUAGUGCUGCCAACCAUCUGAGUUAUUCAGUAACAUUAUUGAUUGUUUAUUUAAUUUAUUAUUGAAUGAGUUUCCUGAAGAAAACAAAGGAGAGUGGAAUUCGAGAAACUGGUCGUGCUGUUAUAAGAAGAAUCUUAAAUCAAGUGUCUCCAUUAUGGUAUCUCGAUAAUGGACCACAUAGACAAAUAGCCUGUGGUCCGGCAUACGUCAUUACAAGGAGAAUGAUAAGAUGUGUCUCUGCCGAAAAUCACACAUGAUUUCAGAUCAGAAUUUAAUAUUGAGAUACAAGAAGCUAUGCCUACGAUGACACGUCCACAGGUGAUUACCGAAAAAUGGGAGCAGAAAACACUACAUUUCUAAUGUUUAUUUUCAUUGAAGAUGCUGAGUUAUG